Oncorhynchus keta (chum salmon) is the source of this 691-nucleotide messenger RNA. RefSeq names its product SRA stem-loop-interacting RNA-binding protein, mitochondrial-like. Bases 172 to 531 code for a protein of 119 amino acids. Gene Ontology annotation, biological process: spermatogenesis; positive regulation of mRNA splicing, via spliceosome. The transcript has 4 exons. NCBI's taxonomy places the organism in Eukaryota, Metazoa, Chordata, Actinopteri, Salmoniformes, Salmonidae. Gene Ontology annotation, molecular function: mRNA 3'-UTR binding; poly(U) RNA binding; poly(G) binding. The record is from RefSeq and is a predicted model, not a curated record.
GAGAAAAGAAACACACACACAGGAUACUUGUAUCCGUAACAUUGUGCCAUUGGUCACAGUAGGGCGUGGAUCAGAAAACCAGUCAGAAUCUGGUGUGACCAACAUUUCCAUCAUACAGCGUGACAUCUCCUUCACAUAGAGUUGAUCAGGCUGUUGAUUCAGGUCUGUGGAAUGUUGUCCCACUCCUCUUCAAUGGCUGUGCAAAGUAGCUGGAUAUUGACACGAACUGGAACACGCUGUCGUACACGUAGAUCCAGAGCAUCCCAAAUAUGCUCAAUGGGUGACAUGCCUGAGGAGAUGAAAGACUACUUUGGGCAGUUUGGUCAAGUCAUGAAAUGCCUUGUUCCCUUUGACAAAGAGACAGGCUUCCACAGAGGCUUCUGCUGGAUCGGCUACACGUCCGAGGAAGGCCUGAAUAAUGCUCUCCAGAAAGACCCACAUGUACUGGAGGGAUCCACGCUUCAAGUUCAAAGAAACAGAAAAGUGUUUUUGGGACAGAAAACAAACAAAGAGGUGGUGGAGACAAGCUGAGGAUGUUUGUAUAUAUGAGGGGUGAAUUCAAUACCUAUGGAAGCAGAACUAGGCCACCCAACAGUAUUCAUUUCCCCCCCCCCUUCUUCAUAGUAGUAUGUCUUCAUAUAUUUAUUGUAAUUUAUCAAAAUAAAGAGACACAAUGUUUGUUUUGCAUGGA